AUGUCUUCGUUUUCCUUAAUAUCAGAUAUUCCACCCAGGUAUCGUGGUCCAUCAGUCAUCACUUUCCACCCACGCCCUCGUAAUAUUAUUUCCAAAAUGUUGAAAAGAAGAACUUUAAGAGAGGAGAUUCAAGCUUUUUAUGCAAGACAAGUUGAAGGAUCACCUAAUAUACCAGCCUACCUUAGCAAUACAGUGUAUGCACAAUUGAUAAAACAGCAACGCCUAUUAUUCUUGAAGCGAUUAUAUACAACACCAAAAAAGAAUGAUGACGAUUUAGCUCGAAUAAAGAAAACAUACAGUUCGCAUAAUGGACUGAUUUUGCAAAGAGAGCCAGUAGAAGCUGAUCUUGAUGUCAACAUCUUUGAUGGUCAUAGCUUGAUUACCAGUAGUCGUAGUCGCAGCAGCAGCAAUGAGAGCUUCAGUAUUCCUACAGCAGGCAACAGCAGUGGUAGUAGCAGCAGUAGUGAUUCAAAUAUAAAUAAAGCUAUUCCUUCUAGAAGCGAAUAUGCAGCACUAGAGUCAUUACUGCUUCAGGGUUCAUUCAAUUAUGCUUUAGCGACACAAGACUUAAGACUACCGACAGCUUGGGACCCCAAGUCAAAGGGUGACAACAUCGAACUGAGUGGUGAUAAGCUGCAACUUACUUUUAAAGGCACUGGAAAAGACGAUAUAGAAGCAUCAUCUGUUAGAGCUAAUCAUUCAAUGAAAAAACAGUGUGGUAUAUACUACUUUGAAGUUCAAAUUAUCUCAAAGGGCAUCGAUGGUCAUAUCGCAAUUGGUUUUUGUAGAAAAAUCAAUAGCUUGGAUCGCUUACCAGGUUGGGAAGAGCAUUCUUGGGGAUACUAUGGACAGAAUGGGCAUAAAUCUUCUGGUCCUGGUACAGAUAAAUCAUAUGGUCCUCGAUUUACUACAGGGGAUGUCAUUGGCUGUGGUGUUGAUUUCAGAGACAUGUCAGCAUUUUAUACGAAAAAUGGUGUCCAUUUGGGUGUAGCGUUUAAGAAGAUUAAAGAAACAGAUCUUUAUCCAUUCAUUGGCUUCAAGUCACCAGGAGAGAAGGUCAUGGCUAAUUUUGGAUCAAAGCCAUUCAAAUUUGAUAUUAAGCAGCAUAUGUUGAAUGAAAAAAGGGAACUUAUAGAUGGAAUCACUUUGAAACCAUUAGAACCUCAUCGCUCACAGUCAGCUGUCAUCAAUCAUUCUACUGCCAAAAAUUUAGCAGAUAAGCUAGUUUUGGAUUACCUUCGUCAUCAUGGAUACACAAAAUCAGCAACUGCUUUAGAAAAGAAGAUGGCUGCAUUGCAUGGAGGUGCAGAGUGGAUGGAAGAAAAUGAAUCUGUAGAUUUAGAUGCUGCUCAUAGACAAGAAAUUCGGCAAUUAAUUUUUCAAGGCAAUGUGGACAAGGCAAUUGAAAUGUGUAACGAGCAUUAUCCCAAUGUGCUAGAUGAAAAUCCUUGGAUACAGUUCAAGCUGAAGUGUAGAAAGUUUUUAGAAAUGAUCCAAACGGCAGCUAAACAGAGAGAGCAAGUGGGAUCUGUCAAUGUUGAUCAAGAUGAGUAUGAAACGAAUAGUCUAUCUGUGCCAGAAAAUGAAACUACUGGCUCAGGAGCAAAGCGUGAUAAUAAGAUGGCAGAAAUGGUUGCAUAUAAUAAUAAGAAAAAGAAACAAAAAGUGUGCGAGGACAUACAUGAUGAGAUGGAGUCAUUUCGAGAUGUGAUGCAAUAUGGAAAUCAGUUAAAGAAAGAGUAUGAACGACUGGCAGAAGAAGAUCCAGUUAUAAAAGAUGAAUUGAUGAAAACCUUUUCUACCUUGGCUUAUUCGGAUUUAACACAUCCAGCUGUUGCUUAUUUAUAUGAAACACCCUAUAAAGAGAAGCUUGCAUUGGAACUUAACUCUGCUAUUUUAGUAUCUCUCAAUAGAUAUCCCAAUUCAUCCAUCGAACGUAUUUAUCGACAAACAUCAACUGCCAUUGAAGAACUGGUUUUAAGCGGAAAUGCAAAUGCUGCAUUAUUGGAACCUCAACGCGAUUAUUUGAAUUUUCUGAGCUAG
Rhizopus microsporus ATCC 52813 is the source of this 2043-nucleotide messenger RNA. Its product is annotated as SPRY-domain-containing protein. The record is from RefSeq and is a predicted model, not a curated record. Bases 1 to 2043 code for a protein of 680 amino acids. Gene Ontology annotation, cellular component: cytoplasm. Gene Ontology annotation, biological process: cytoskeleton organization; cell surface receptor signaling pathway. NCBI's taxonomy places the organism in Eukaryota, Fungi, Mucoromycota, Mucoromycetes, Mucorales, Rhizopodaceae. Gene Ontology annotation, molecular function: protein binding. The transcript has 6 exons.